Molecule: messenger RNA, 2280 nt
Organism: Odocoileus virginianus texanus
Lineage: Eukaryota; Metazoa; Chordata; Mammalia; Artiodactyla; Cervidae
Source: RefSeq, a predicted model, not a curated record
CAUCACUCACUGUCUCCACCCCGAGCUCCGGGGGGACAGACGGAGGUGUAAGCCUGAGUCACACCAGAAGAGCUUAGGCAGAGACGCUCUGACCGGAGAGCCCCAGGGAGCUCCAGACACAAUUCUUCCCGCUUCCAGGAAAAAGGGCUAUGUCCAACUCCGGACCUGAAUGGAGACAAAUGACAGCUCUUGACAGAAAAAGAAAACCGUGAGGGACCCACGAUCGCCCGCUGAGCCUCGCCACUGCAGUCCCAGCCCUGGAUCGCUUCUCAGGAGUUUAGAUCGGAAGCUGUUUCCUCCUCCACUCAUCCCGGGGCCAGUUGGUCGCUCCAAUGUGUUUAUUGAUCACUGAAGACUCUCAAGUUUGGAGACAGGCAAGAAACACCUAUUAACUCUCCACGACUCUCCCCUCACUCUGCAGUUCACAAACUCUAGCUAAACAAAUGGUGUUCUGCUUUCUGGAACCUGUGACAAUGUCCCUUUCCCAAAGAACUGAAAGUUAAAGGCAACUCUUUGUCACAGACCCUCAGGAAUUCCACUUGGAUCAUAUUUUCACCUCUGAAAAAAACCAUGAAGAAGCUGCUGCCUCUUUGCUGCUGGCACUCCUGGCUGCUGUUAUUUUAUUGUGAUUUUCAGGUGCACGGUGCCCACGCCAGGUCACAAGUCCAUCCAGGGUUUGAGGUCCUGGCUUCUGCUUCCCAUUACUGGCCAUUGGAAAAUGUGGAUGGGAUCCACGAACUUCAGGAGACAACUGGAGCAUCACGAACCCACAACCUCACUGUGCUCCCUUCUCAUAAUUCUACCUUUGUUUAUACCAAUGAUUCUGCCUACUCAAAUUUCUCUGCAACCGUAGAUAUUAUAGAAGGAAAGGUCAACAAAGGCAUUUACCUCAAGGAGGGAAAAGGAGUCACCUUUCUCUAUUACAGAAAGAACAAAACUUCCUGCAUCAGUAAUCCGGCACAGUGUGGCCCUGAGGGGGUUUCCUUCUCUUUUUUCUGGAAGACACAAGGAGAACAGUCCACAUCAAUCCCUUCUGCCUACGGAGGACAGGUCAUUUCCAACGGGUUCAAAGUCUGCUCCAGCGGCGGCAAGGGUUCCGUGGAGCUAUACACACAUAACAAAUCCGUGACGUGGGAAGCCAGCUUCAGCCCCCCAGGCCACUACUGGACUCACGUCCUGUUUACAUGGAAGUCCGAGGAGGGCCUGAAAGUCUACGUCAAUGGGACCCUGAGGACCUCAGACCCAAGUGGAAAAGUGUCUCCCGCCUACGGGGAGUCCAAUGACAACCUUGUGCUGGAGUCUAAGCAGGACCAGGCCAAGAGCUAUGAGAACAGAGCUUUUGACGAAUUCAUCAUCUGGGAACGGGCUCUGACCCCGGAUGAGAUCGCCAUGUACUUCACAGCUGCCAUUGGAGAGCAGCUUUCGCUGUCUUCAAUAUCACCCAGCUUCUCUGUGACACCCACAGCGAACACCAUGAUGCCCACUGAUGCCUACCAUCCCAUCAUAACCAACUUGACAGAGGAGAGGAAAAACUUCCGGAGUCCUGGAAUUGUUCUGAGUUACCUUCAAAAUAUGUCCCUCAGCUUACCCAAUAAAUCCCUCUCAGAGGAGACAGCAUUCAACCUCACCAAGACUUUCUUAAACACCGUGGGAGAGGUUCUUCGUUUGCCCAGCUGGACUGCUGUGUCAGAGGACAGCGCUGUGGUGCCGGGCUUGAUAGACACCAUUGACACCGUCAUGAGCCACAUAACUUACAACCUGCAGGCCAGCAAGCCCCAGGUCGCCAUCGUGGGUUCCUCGUCCAUGGCAGACUUUUCAGUGGCCAAAGUGCUCCCCAAGACCAUGAAUUCCUCCCACUACCGUUUCCCAGCCCAGGGGCAGAACUACAUUGAGAUCCCCCACGAGGCUUUCCACAGCCAAGCCUGGACCACCAUCGUGGGGCUUCUCUACCAUUCGGUGCACUAUUACUUGAGCAACAUCCAGCCGGCCAACACCAAGUGUUGGGUCUUCAGUUCUAAGGUCAAUCACGUGAUGCAAAGAUGUCUUGUUGUCAACAUUAACCUCGGAAAGAAUCACCCCAUGGGCUCAUCAAGUGUGGUCCCUGUAUUUGCUGUCUUAGCUCCUGUAGCACGAGGUGGCACAGGGGUGACACCAGCUGCGGUUCACAUGCAGACUUGGAGCCAGGCUCCCAGCUUUUUACUCCCAGUCGGCCACCCUGCCCAGCUGGUGAACUUGGCACAAGCCUGGCGGUCUCUGCCCGACUGCUUCUUUCUAAGAUAG